AUGUCGAAGAGAACAGUCUUCACGACAGUGACACCGCUGCCAGCGAUGGUCACUCGCGAGACGGUCCUGUCCACAUUGCAUGACCAUGUGGAAAUGAUCUUAUUGAACCCCCUCGUUGAGGAGCAGCAUCCUAUCAAGCCUCCUCCAAUUGCCACCGCGGAGGAGUAUCACUGCCAGUGGUAUUCCCUCACAGACCGAGUCCAAUAUCUGCCCGGCGGCCUGAUGUCCGGGAAAGUAACCUACCAAGCAUGCUUCCACGAUCUCGCAACAGGACUCCAGACACAUUGCUACGCGCCCAUGGGGUUGAAUAUUCGCGGGAAAUGGACACUCGGCGGGUCGCUACCAGGGGAACCAGUCGCGCCCGUGGAGCUGGGCGUCGGUGUACCGCUCCAGGGACUAUAUCUGCGCGAAGACGUGGACAUGAAGUGCAACAUGAUGAUGACGGGGUUCGUCAAGAAAACGCUCAAGAAAGCCCACGUCUCGCUCGUCGACAGACUAGUCGUCAAAGCCCAAAUCCAAUCCGCGGCGGAGGAGAACCAGAGACUUAAUACCGAUCAAAUACCAACCACCAGCCACACCCCUCCGAUCUCGCGAUUCUCCACCCAGCAUACGCAGAGUAGCUCCGACAGCAAGACAAACAGCCGUCACGAUGACGCUCCCCCUCUGUACCAACACCCCGCGCACCGAGACCAGAUGCACCCCAGCGACAGCGCUCUAUACCCCGAAGCCCUCAGCGUGCGAAGCUCGACGACGUCCUUCGGCGGAUCUGCGGAUGGCAGUAAUUUCAGUGGGAGACCUUCAUAUCAGGAAUCAGUGGCGGGGAGUCAAAACAAUCGGGUAUCAUGGCAGCAGCUGAACCCGAAUAGACAGAGUCCUUCCAUGCAUCCAGUCGAGGCGGGGUAUCAGAAUACGGAUCCGUACCGUCAUUCAACGCAGUCUUCUCUAUCUGCCGACUUUUCUGCGAGGUCCUCAAGAGGCGAUCCGAGAUAUUCGAACCCUCUUCCUCCUCCGCCGCAAAAGUCACGUCCUGCGGAAUUGGAGUGA
This is a messenger RNA of Venustampulla echinocandica, 1044 nucleotides long. RefSeq lists its product as uncharacterized. The transcript has a single exon. The coding region runs from base 1 to 1044 and encodes 347 amino acids. The record is from RefSeq and is a predicted model, not a curated record. NCBI's taxonomy places the organism in Eukaryota, Fungi, Ascomycota, Leotiomycetes, Helotiales, Pleuroascaceae.